GUUUGCGUACCGUCAAAGAUGUGAUAUUUCAACUAGCUAAGCAGUACCAGCUGAACUAAAAACACAAGUGAAGCAAGAUUUUCUGCUCGAACAAAAUGAUUGUGCAGUGGAUAACCUAAUAGCUGUAUCCUAAGAAUGAUCUUCAGCGGUAAUAUCAUAAACUACCGUUAUAUGGACUAACAUGCUAUUAUAAUACAAAUAUCGGAUACUCAGUCAUGACACAAAUGAGUCAUGUCCCAAGCUGAAAGAAAGGAUGAAGAGGGCGAUAUUUCUUCAACUGCUGAUAUAACAGAGCCAAGUGUGUGCGAAAUAGAGUCAAUGGCUCCUUUAUCCACCAGUGAUACGCGUUACCAACAAACUCCCAAAAUGAUGCCAUCUUCUGAUUCUGAUUCAGUCAUUGAGGAAUUCACUCAAAGUCCUCACGCUACAUUUCAAUUAGGCUUACCAGAGAUACUUCUCACCCCGGACAAAACGGAAUCCCAUGUAGAUGAUAAACCGGAUCAUUCACCCGUCGAAGAGUUUCUAAAUUCACGUGCAUCUUAUAAUUCUCUUUUACACUGGAGACACAAUAUACCCAAAGACAAAGUUGAGUACCUGAUGAACAAAUACAGUGAACUUCAAGGAACCAUUUUCAGUGUCGAUAUUCCUUUGCGCCGAAAGGCUCCACAUGCAGGAACCAAUAAAACUCAGACACUGGGCCUACUGCUGGCAGGUAACAGUGACCGAGACCAAAUGAGCGUGUUCGUCUGUGGUCUGCGACCAGGAAGCUUGAUCGAUCGAGAUGGACGUAUUGAAGUUGGGGACCAACUUUUAGAGGUGGACGGGCAUAAUCUUUAUGGGCUGAGUCAUAUAAACGCGGCUCCAAUCAUCCGAGCAGUUUACCUCGAAAAAUUGCACUCAAGCGCUCGUUCGUUUGGAAACUCACUCACGGAAUCCAUUCGCUUCGUAGUGCAACGGUAUGAUGGUAAUUGGGAAAUGAUGGCGGUGCACUUGCCUAUUCCGAUGGAGCUUAACUCACCCCUAUCCAGCAGAAGGAGCAGUACAGACACAGUUCUCAGUACACUCUCAACACCGAUAAAGAUUCCUAUGAACGGUCAGACUCGCCGAUCUUUCGAGCUGAUGCCAAAUAUGCGGUAUGAAGAAAAAAACCGGACACUGGUACAGGAAACACUGACCAUACGUUUAAUCAAAGGUCCGAGUGGUUUCGGAUUCUCUGUGAUGGAGAGCAACCAAGCAAACGGGAAGGGAAUACAUGUGAAGCAAAUUGUUGAAGGCGGACCUGCAGCUAAGGAUGGGCAGUUGUGCCCUGGAGAUCGCCUCAUCAGAAUAAAUGGGAAAGACGUCACAAACGCUUCAUAUGACCUUGUAUUAGAAUGGAUUCGAUCGGCGAAGUAUGAGCUACGCCUUCAAAUAAGUCGUUGGUCAUUUGAACCGCAUCCUACCAGUCCCAACGGAUCCGUGUCAUCAGGAGUUAAGCGCAUGUCGGCCCCUCAAUUGUACAGUUUAUCUGGAUCAACAACUGCGACACACGAUUGGGAAAGUGUAUAUCAACCGCCCACAGGAAAACAGAUGGAUUUAAGUAACACAAGACGGUUUCCGUUACAGACGGUCACGGAAUACGGUGACACGAAGGUUAUUUCGCCUGCACGAAUAACUUUGAUUUCUCGAAGAGCGAGCUCACCUGUUCUUCCAUCGGACAAGGCGAAACUCAGUUAUUUCCCCAGCUUGCGCACAUCCCCCAGAACUCAUUCUCUCAUCCCAAGCUGUGCUCUUGCAUCAAGUAGCCGUGGAAGUGUGUACAGAUCCUACGACAUAAGUUUCGCCGACUUGUGCCAACCAGCUGAUAUCCGUCCGAUUGCACCCGGAACUGAGACAGAGAUACAACUUCGUGUAGUGGAUUCCAUUGGCUUAGGUAUUGGAUUCAUUGGCGGAUCAGAGACGUCGCUGAACUACAUCGCUGUUCAUGAGAUAUACGCCAAUGGUUGCGCAGUGAGAGACGGUCGGUUACGUCCUGGCGAUAGGAUUCUGAGGGUCAAUUCAAGCAAUUUAGUUGGUGUUGCCUUCAACGAGGCUGUGAAGCGAAUUCAUACUGCAUACAGCCAGGCUAUUCCAGGACCCCUUCACAUUGAAGACGAAGAGAACCUAUCAUCAUCUGGUGUUACUGAUAGGCCAAACUUCAGACUAACUGUGUUAAGGCCUAAUCAACCAGCAGCAACUUGGUAUGACCAGGAACUCGUUGUGGAAUUAACAAAGAAGGCUGGCAGGGGACUUGGACUCUGCAUCGCUGACCGUUGUGUAUAUUUAGCAAAAACUCAAAGCGAUAGCAAUAACCAAAUAGAAAGGCAUUCUAAUGAAAUAACCCCGUCGUACGGAGUUAUAAUAAUCGAUUUGAUUCGUGGAUCGCUUGCAGCAACUGACGGUCGACUGCUGGUUAAUGACCAGAUAUUAAGCGUAAACAAUGAGGAUACCAGUGAGUACACAAGUGAGGCCGUCGGUGCUCUUAUCAAAAAAGCGGCAAAUAAGGUUACGAUAAAAGUUGGAAGGUUGAAAAAUCAAGUGCCUAUGAAUAUCUUUUAUGAGAAACUUACUUUGUGA
This is a messenger RNA of Dicrocoelium dendriticum, 2595 nucleotides long. The record is from the annotation of a GenBank genome assembly. NCBI's taxonomy places the organism in Eukaryota, Metazoa, Platyhelminthes, Trematoda, Plagiorchiida, Dicrocoeliidae.